AUGGAAAUAAAAGAUGAAUGGUGUAGCGCGGCGCGGCGGUGCGGCUCGGUUCGCACACGGGACAGCGAACAAGCGCGCGAGUGCGUGCGCGCCGGCGGAGGCAGCGGUGGGGUCGACCGGUCGACCAAGCUCUCACCGACCGCCCUGCAACAAAUUCAAAAUCUGACGAGAAAUGUAAAAUUUUCUGAAGUCAACGUAGUGAUGCUGGCUAGGAUGCAGUAUAGGGUGAGGCUUGCGGGGUGUGGGAAGAAGAGGGCAGGGGGUGACAGCAGUGCGGGUGGGAGACGGCCAGGCCGCGGCCCUCAUUGA
Molecule: messenger RNA, 309 nt
Organism: Pieris macdunnoughi
Lineage: Eukaryota; Metazoa; Arthropoda; Insecta; Lepidoptera; Pieridae
Source: the annotation of a GenBank genome assembly